CUUCUACCUUGCAGUCAGCCUGCCCCACUAAGGCAGGACCAAUAUGUGCCCCUCUGCCCCUUCCCCCUUGGAUUUUCAGAGUGCCAGGGUCUCUGGGAGCAGAGCCAGCGCUGGGCAAGGUGUCUGCUGGGAGUGGAAAUCAGCGUGGCAGAUGUUGAUGCUGACCCCCAGGCUGGGUGGCCCACUGAGUGACCUGCCCUGGGAGCCUGUGGCAGAGCCAGGAACUGAAUCCAGAUUUCCUGCAUCCCAGGCCAGUGUUUUAGCUGCAAGACCAGAUAGGAAGCUACUACUCAUGCAGAGUAAGAACAUUUCGCUCGGGGCCGAGACCGAGAGCGGCUCCCCCGGGGGGCCGGACGGGGCCGGCGGGGAGGAGGGCGGCGAGCCCCGCGGCAGCCAGGCGAGCUUCAUGCAGCGCCAGUUCGGGGCCAUGCUCCAGCCCGGGGUCAACAAGUUCUCGCUGCGGAUGUUCGGCUCCCAGAAGGCGGUGGAGCGGGAGCAGGAGCGGGUCAAGUCGGCGGGGGCCUGGAUCAUCCACCCCUACAGCGACUUCAGGUUCUACUGGGACUUCACGAUGCUUCUCUUCAUGGUGGGCAACCUCAUCAUCAUCCCGGUGGGCAUCACCUUCUUCAAGGAGGAGACCACGGCCCCCUGGAUCGUCUUCAAUGUGGUCUCCGACACGUUCUUCCUCAUGGACCUGGUGCUGAACUUCCGCACGGGGAUAGUGAUCGAGGACAACACGGAUAUCAUCCUGGACCCGGAGAGGAUUAAGAAGAAGUACCUGAAGACCUGGUUCGUGGUGGAUUUUGUCUCUUCCAUCCCUGUGGAUUAUAUUUUCCUCAUCGUGGAGAAGGGCAUCGAUUCGGAGGUGUACAAAACGGCCCGGGCCCUCCGCAUCGUCCGCUUCACCAAGAUCCUCAGCCUGCUGCGUCUGCUACGCCUCUCCCGGCUUAUCCGCUACAUCCACCAGUGGGAAGAGAUCUUCCAUAUGACCUACGACCUGGCCAGCGCGGUGAUGAGGAUCAUUAACCUCAUUGGCAUGAUGCUGCUGCUGUGUCACUGGGACGGCUGUCUCCAGUUCCUCGUGCCCAUGCUCCAGGACUUCCCCAGCAACUGCUGGGUCUCCAUCAACGGCAUGGUGAACGAUUCGUGGAGCGAGCUCUACUCCUUUGCCCUGUUCAUGUCAAUGAGCCAUAUGCUGUGCAUCGGGUACGGGAAGCAGGCCCCUGAGAGCAUGACGGAUAUCUGGCUCACCAUGCUCAGCAUGAUCGUCGGAGCUACCUGCUACGCCAUGUUCAUUGGCCACGCCACCGCCCUCAUCCAGUCGCUGGACUCCUCCCGGCGCCAGUACCAGGAAAAGUACAAGCAAGUGGAGCAGUACAUGUCCUUCCACAAGCUGCCCGCCGACUUCCGGCAGAAGAUCCACGACUACUACGAACACCGAUACCAGGGCAAGAUGUUCGACGAGGACAGCAUCCUGGGCGAGCUCAACGAGCCCCUGCGGGAGGAGAUUGUGAACUUCAAUUGCCGGAAGCUGGUGGCCUCCAUGCCCCUCUUUGCCAACGCGGACCCCAACUUCGUCACGGCCAUGCUCACCAAGCUGAAGUUCGAGGUCUUCCAGCCGGGCGACUACAUCAUCCGCGAAGGCACCAUCGGCAAGAAGAUGUACUUCAUCCAGCACGGCGUGGUGAGCGUCCUCACCAAGGGCAACAAGGAGAUGAAGCUCUCGGACGGCUCCUACUUCGGAGAAAUCUGUUUGCUGACGAGGGGCCGCCGCACGGCCAGCGUCCGGGCCGACACCUACUGCCGCCUCUACUCGCUCUCGGUGGAUAAUUUCAACGAGGUGCUGGAGGAGCACCCCAUGAUGAGACGGGCCUUCGAGACCGUCGCCAUCGACCGCCUUGACCGCAUAGGGAAGAAGAACUCCAUCCUGCUGCACAAGGUCCAGCACGACCUGAACUCCGGGGUCUUCAACAACCAGGAGAACGAGAUCAUCCAGGAGAUCGUCAAGUACGACCGGGAGAUGGUGCAGCAGGCAGAGCUGCAGCACCGCACGGCCAUAUACGCGCCCGCCCAGCCCCAGGUGACCUCGGCCAUCGCCUCCCUGCAGCAGGCUGUCGCCAUGAGCUUCUGCCCCCAGAUGGCCAGCCCCCUGGUGAGCUCCGUGGCCCUCGGUUCGCCCAGGAUGAUGCGGCGCCUGCAGUACGCCCAGGGCGUCCCCGGCCCCUUCUCCAUCUCCCCGGUGCUGCUCCAGCAGCAGAACCUGUCGCUGCAGCAGCAGCCGCCGCCCCGGCCCCCCUCCACCGGCCCCUUCGCCUCGGUGGUGUCCAGCCCUCCGACCCAAAGCCCCCGGGCCAGCCGGACGUUCCCGUACGCCGCCCAGGGUCAGUCGGGCUCCCAGCUCUCCCUGACUCAGCAGACGGCUCCUGGCUCUCCCCAGCGGCUGGCCGUCCACAAAAGCACGCAGGCCCUGCACACGAGCAGCCUGAGCGAGGAGUCGAGGCCGUUGUCAGCCUCGCAGCCCUCCCUGCCUCACGGGAUCUCGCAGACCAUGACCCAGAGCCCUCCGCCCUCGGCCCACGAGUCCAGCACCUCCGUGGCUGGGGUCCAGGCUUCGGCCUCCCCUGGCUCGGGCCCCCAGGCCGGGCUCAGAGGGGCGGUGCCGCCCCGCGUGGCCCUAUCCCACCAGAUGUCCACCAGCUCUGUCUACGCGGGGGCAGCCGGCAGCCAGCAGGACUCGAGCGGCGCCCGGAAGGAUUCGGUGGUCAGUGCCCCCGACUCGGACCCAGCCAAAUCCAGGCUCUCUUCCAACUUGUGACCUUUGCUCCAGGCCCACUCAUCCCGGGUGGCGGGGUAACGGUGGGGCUGCCAAGCAGCUGCAAUCUCCACCCUGUCUCCACGCUCCCGCCUGCUUGUUUCCAACUGGCGAAGGCCCCGCCCUGGCUCGCUCCCUAGGGGAGUGGAAAUCAAAGGGUUAAUGAGCCAACCGUGGGGGGUCGCCACCCCCUGACUCGAAACCUGCAACCGGGGCCUCUGAUCCAACGGGGGCCUGCCCCCCUUCUGUACAGAGCACAGCAGCCGGGCGUCGCUACCACGCGCUGUGCCCGGAGAGGCGUGGGCAGAGGCCCCCUGCCCUUCCCUGGGCCGGGGGAGGUCCGAUCGAGCCUCCCACACGCCCCAAUGAAUCAUCUAUGACCAAAGUCCAGACCCAUUGCUCGCUGCCACUGCCCGUGUGAAGAGCAUCGUCCAUCCGAACCCACUGACUGCACCAUAGAAGCCAUAACUAGUUAAUCUCUUGAUUAUGAAAUCUGUAUAUUAUAUAUAUAUAUAUACCCCUCCGGGGCCUGGUGGGAUAGGGAGGAGUAGUCGGAGGGGGCUGUGCCCCUGCCAGGCCCCGCCAAGUUCCCCACCCAAUGUGUUCUGCCUCCUGGCACCGGCCUGUGUCCAACGUGAGCCUGAGCCCGUCCCUUGUGCCACACGCGGGGAUGCCGGGGCGUGGGGGGGGGAGGAUUUGGAAGGGGACGGGCACCGUGGCCGUGUGGUUCUGUCUGCAAAGGCCCGUGAGGACAGGCGCGUCCUGGGGCUGCCACUUCCUCUGCCCUUGCUGGACUAGCCUUUAGGGCUGGACACGUCUGCCUCGCCCCCCCCACACCUCAUCCUAUCACCCCUGCCUCAUGCCCUGGCCCCUCUCUGCUCCCUCCACGGCGCCUCGCCUCAUCCCCACCCCCUUGGCGUCAGAGGCAGGGAGGAGGGGAUCUCCUUCCCCAGGGACUAGUGCAAUCCCUAGCCCCACUCCCAGCCUGGGUCUUCCCCCUGCCCGCCGCCCAGGGUCCCAUCAGACUCCCUCAUGCUUUUGCUUACACCUCCCUCGCUCUGUUCCAAGGAGCGGCCUCCAGCCUCUGCUGCCUGGCCCGGGGGCCUAGGGAGGGGCCACCCGGCCAGGAGGCCCCAGUUCACAUCUCGCUCGCUGAAUGUUUUCUAUGUUUUUAAUAGAAAAAUCAAUGUCAAGCUGCUCAAUACGCGCCCCUUUUCCCCUUCUUCUCCCAUCCUCCCCCCACAUAGUUUAACGGGCAGAGCGAGGGACUGGGCGGUCUAGUCCCUGGCUCUGGCCUGACUCGCUGUGUGGCUUUGGGCAAGUCGCCUCACCUCUCUGUGCCUCGGUUUUCCCCAUCUGUAAAAUGGGGAUAAUAAUACUUACCUAUGUGACCGCACGAGGGGUUGGGAACUAAAGUGCUUUGCGAGCCUUGCAACAGAGAUGGGCAAAGUAUUAUUAUCUAUUAGCAUCCCUGCGCUCUGCUGGCCCGUCUCCUCACCUUCCCAGGGCACGGCUGCCUGGCACCUGCAUCCCAGCUGGCUCCUGCAGACAACAGGACGCACAGUGAGAACAGUUGAAGGCCUGGAGCCAGCCCGCUUGGGUACUGAUUAACACCCCCUCUCCCAUGGGAGGGUCCUAGGGCAAACUUGCUCUGAUCUCUCUAUAUCGGUGGGCCCCACGUGCCCCCUCUGGGACGCUGGCACUGCAGUGGUGGGAGAGUCGUGUGCUCAGCCCCUUGCAGGAUCUGCAUCUGGACCCUUUCCCUGCUGUCCCUGCAGUACGAUCAAUUCACAUACCAGCCUCUACGAGAGGCUGCUCCGUGACACUGAAGGUAAGUGAGACCUGGGCAUGAGAAGGUCAGGGAUGCUAAGAGGAGAGGGUUGGCUUUGGGAACUCCUGGCAGAGCAGAGAGGGCAGGCAGGCUCCAGGAGGCGGCUGGGCACCCUCUCCGUGGGUGGCUGCCCCCUCUUGACAUUUGCACUUUGCAACCUGGGGGGCUGUUUGUUUUUCAAGUGCAAUAUUGAAACGGAAAGCGCCGGGCCCGGCGAGCAUCGUCCAUUCCCUCCUGCCGCCCUCAUUACGGCAAUAAUUGUGCCAGGCCAAAGGACACAAAUACUACUCGGCCUCUAGCCUGGCCCCUGGCCUGCAGGCUGCAGGGGCUGUGUGUGGGGUGCAGGGCAUUCAGGGCAAAGCCUCUUUCACCGGCAGCUCCUGCUUUGUCCUACAAAAGCAAAUUCCCGAGCGAGCUUCCGUCGUGCUGGGGGGAGCAAAAUGCCCGUUAGCUUAGUAAGAAAGGAAAUGAGGGGUGGGGGAAUUGGGGCGAGGGCUUUGUUAAUGAUGAAUCCAGAGUGGGUUGGCAGUGGGCCUUCACUUCCCAUCAGCCCCUCGAUCUGGGGGCUACACCAGCCAAGGGGACAGCAUUAGAGGCAGGGUCAAAAGACCCCCCCCUUUCCCUCCACAGCCAAACACCCAACUUGGGAGAGCUUGGGUCUGAAUUUAGCAGCUUGGGCCCAUCUCUGUAGCUGAAGUGCAGGGCGUGUAUGGCCGGGGGGGGGUUACCACAUCUUGGCAGGACCAGCUGCAAUUCAGCAUGGGCUCCUGCCCCUACCCCUACCCUUCCAGCUGCCUUGCAGUGUUUAGCACCACCCAGGGUCUGUGGUGUCUGCAUGUGUCUCUCGCCAUUGGGCAUGCUGUGUGCGUCUUUCGUCCCGUGUGCGUCUGCAUGUGUGGGGAGGCGCCGCAUUGUCCGCAUCUGGAAGGUAGGGGUUGUUGCGGGGGAGCAGAAGCUGGUUGAGGGCUUGGGCCGGGGGAGGAGGAAGGAGGAAUUCGCUCUGGGCAUGUGUGUGUGUGGGGGGGUGUCUCUCCCUCCCUCCAUGUACAGGGCUGGAAUUCAGCUGGUAGAAGGAAGAUCUCAUGCUCACUGAUUUCCCACCCUGGGAGGCAUCAGGACUGCUGCUUUCCAGGCCCCCCUGCCCCCCUUUCUCAAGGCUGGCAUCCCUAGGGGAGGCAGAACUAACUCAAGGUGCCACUCAGAGAGGUGUGUGAUAAAUCAGCCUGUACCUGACUCCCAUCAGAGCAGGCACCAGGCCUUGCCCCACCCGCUCCCCUGCUACGAGGGACCCUAAACGUGUUCCGGCCCCCUGGUGUUGUUCUAAACUGCACCGCUGAGGUAGGGGCCAGACUGCCAAAGCCAGCUCAGCCUAGGGGAGAAGGGGCUCGCGCCACCCCAUCUCUUGUGUUACCUGGAUUCCUCCCAGGUAAGACGCCGUGGGGAGGGGAGAUGCAGAAGGUAAAGCAAACGAUGCCUGGUGUAGCUGCACUUGGACUUACUGCCGGGUUGCCUGGACUUACUUACAGCACAGCCCCUCCCCUCCCUCGAGCCAGAGUCCGGGAAGAGCUGUGGUAUCCAUCCUUCUGCAUUUUGUGAAGGCUCCUUACAGUACAUGUUCCCUGGAAUCUCAGACUCAGGUUGGUUCACCUGAGCUGAAGCAGGUGAUAAUUUUUCUCCCCUUAAAGGGGAUCUGAAGAGCACAGUCCCCGGGAGGUUUCUUAAUGUCAGGUGCAAAGUGCUGGGAUUGACUUGGGCGUUGGAGGAAGAGCAUCUGUUUUUCUAGGCCAGCAGGAGUUGAGCUUUUAGGAAGGGGACGAUCCUUUUAGUGCUUUUCUCGCCUUUGAUAUGAGUUUGUUGCCAAGGUGCGUUAGUGCUUUGUGUAUGAAUUUUUUUAUGCCCGGUUCUCUCAGGACUACCCCGGGGCAGGUGGCACUGAUGGCUAAUGGUGAUGGGAGUGAUUAAACACAAUGUCCAUUUUUAAGCAUUUUUAAAAGCAAAAGCUGGGGCAGCAGACUCCAGCCCGCGGGGGCUGUGACCUCCUGGAAGAGGCUUGUCGGAAAGCAAGCCCUGUCCCGGCACUGAUGAGUUGGGGGACAGGGCCAGCACAACCCCUUGGCCUGGUGAGUAGUCCUGGUGUCACGCCUGGCCAGUGCUGAGGUGUUUAAUCCUCGACGUCUGAUCCACAGCGGACAAGGCGAGGAGCGGGCAAACGGUCAACGUGUUUCUUAUUAUCGAUGCUACUUACUAAUAUCCGUCUUACGCUAACGUGCAGCCGGUACCUUUUCGAAGGCAGAGGCAGGCGAGCUGUGUGUGCUAACGCCUGUAUUCCUAGCAUCCUUGCGCCUUUCAUGUUGAAUGUAUAACCGAUAACGGAACUCGUGGUGACAAAAGCCAAUCAAAGCGCCCUGUCGCUAUGGAGACGGCUGGAUUGUCUCACUGGCACCUGUUUCCGUCGGAGAAUCCACUUUUUUUUCAUCCAGACCAUCCUGUGCAAUAAACAUGACAGCCCUGGCAGAGCUACGCAGGAGUCCGUCCUCUUUUCGCUGCUGCCUGUCACAUUCCCAUUGGCCUUCUCCUCGC
Molecule: messenger RNA, 7223 nt
Organism: Chelonia mydas (Green sea turtle)
Lineage: Eukaryota; Metazoa; Chordata; Testudines; Cheloniidae
Gene: HCN2
Product: hyperpolarization activated cyclic nucleotide gated potassium and sodium channel 2
Exons: 10
Coding region: 44-2815 (923 amino acids)
Biological process (GO): potassium ion transport; transmembrane transport
Cellular component (GO): membrane
Molecular function (GO): voltage-gated potassium channel activity
Source: RefSeq, a predicted model, not a curated record